UUUUUUAAUAUAUACGUUGCUUUCACUUAGUUAGCUUAAAUAACUCACCAUCCCCCAAAUAAUAAAAAUAAAGCUAGUGUAUCAGAGAGGAAGCACAAAAUCAAAUUGAGUGGAAGAUUUAUUUGUGUUAAUGGUUAAAAUGUUGAACCAACGAAAAGUAGAACUCUUUUUUGCUUUGGCCUUAAUCGUUGUAGCUCUUGUAAAAUCUGACAAUAACAAUCAUUUGUCAGAAGAUAACAAGAAUAACAAUCAUUUGUCAGAAGAUAACAAGAAUAUAAAGAGAAUCAUAGAAGAUUACUUAAACGCAAAAAACGCAGAACAACUCACAAGAGGAAAAUUUAUGAAAAAAAUAACCAAUAAAGAGGACGACUUCAAAAAUGAAGCGGAAUAUGAAUAUGAAAACAAAUAUGGUGAUGAACUAAAAAACCACGUGCUUGUAAAUAAAAGAGAAGACGCUGCUCAAUGGUUUAAUGGAAGGUUCGGAAGAGAAAUGGGUGAGCGGUUUCUACCUCGAUUCGGAAAAGAGUUGAACAAACCACAUCUAAGAGGAAGAUUUGGUAGAAGUCUAAAGUUGUGAAGAAUAUUAUUAUGAAAUACCACUGUAACUAAACCUAUUUAAACACUGUUUUAAAAAAAUAUUUAAAAAAAUAUAAA
Molecule: messenger RNA, 654 nt
Organism: Hydra vulgaris (swiftwater hydra)
Lineage: Eukaryota; Metazoa; Cnidaria; Hydrozoa; Anthoathecata; Hydridae
Product: pol-RFamide neuropeptides
Source: RefSeq, a predicted model, not a curated record